Molecule: messenger RNA, 2926 nt
Organism: Aedes aegypti (yellow fever mosquito)
Lineage: Eukaryota; Metazoa; Arthropoda; Insecta; Diptera; Culicidae
Gene: meng
Product: serine/threonine-protein kinase SBK1
Exons: 2
Coding region: 948-2363 (471 amino acids)
Biological process (GO): peptidyl-threonine phosphorylation; peptidyl-serine phosphorylation
Molecular function (GO): protein serine/threonine kinase activity; ATP binding
Source: RefSeq, a predicted model, not a curated record
CUUUUGGCGUCAGUUUCAGUUGGGCUGCCGUCGAGACAGAAAGCUAUCGCUCUUCGCUGAGUUUCGGUUCUUUUCGUUUGAGUUUCCUCAGUUUGUUCUUGAGUAUAGCCAAUAACCGCCUUCACAUGAUGCUUGUAAUAAAUGAACCAUUCGCGACUGGAUCUGUGGAUAGGCAAGAAUAGCUAUUAGAAUCAUCCACUCUAUCGCCGUUGGGAAACGGUCAUUUGUCGCCGGUUGACUGCUUCUGUGACAGAAUCUGUAAUUAAAUCAAUCGAAACCGUGGCUAACCGUCGGGAAGUUCGUAUGGCAACAAGCGAUUGUUAGAAUUGCCACCUGUGUGUAUUCACGAACAACAGAAAAUUUCGUCAGUGAAAAAUGUAAUUCAAAAUUAUUAAAAUAAAAUAAUAAUUAAAAUAGAAUCAUUCGAAAAACGAGUAUAAGGUAUCAUCUUUCGAAAUGUAUAAAGAAGACAAAAGAUGUCGCAAAGUUUUCCAGCCACUGAAUCGAGCACGCUGCAGAUGAAUGUGUACGUACAAAUCCUGUAAUUCUUGUGUCAUAAAACGAUUUCAACCAAAUUGGGAACAGCAGUCUAAUAAAACCACAAUCAGCUACUAAAGUGGGAAACCGUCUUCUCUCAGAUUGUGUCUGCUGUGGGCGUUUUGUGGAUUACGAUUUCGUUUGAAGCAUUAAGGACCACAAAGGAAGAAAGUUGUUAUUGUCAGUGUCGUAAAAGCAACUGGAAGCAGAAUCAGUGAUAGAUUCAAUUGCAAGAAAAAAAAAAGUACGAAAAGAUAUCUGUGCUUAGUGUUGAGUGGAAAAUUUGAUCAAUUACGGUGUAUCCGUGUAUCCCAUUUUUGCGCCAAACAAGACCAACCGUCGACGGUGAAUACGAUCCGGGGGCUUCCAACACGCCAAAUAGCAAUAUUUGUGGAUAUAUUUUACAUUAGAUGAGAAAUAUACCGAAACACAUCGCAAUGAAGCUAUCCGAGAGUAAAUCCGACACAUCAAUCAUCGCCAACCUGUACAAAUCGAUCAACCACAAUUAUCGAAGACUGUCCAACACAAGCAGCCUUCUGCAUCGGAUUCCGGACAUGGAAAUACCGUCCAUGAACAUUGCCGACGAGUACGACAUCGAGAAGACGAUAGCAGAAGGCUGUUUUGCGAAAAUAUUUCUUGCUCACCACCGACCUACCGGGACCACAGUUGUGCUCAAAGCAAUACACACCGAGCUAACCACGCUGAAGGAAUUCGUUAAGGAGUUCCACUACAACUACCAGCUCAGUCACCAUCCGAACAUCCUCAGCUGCUAUCAGGUUAAAUUUCAAACUAAUGAAUAUUAUGUGUAUGCUCAGGAACAUGCACCGUUCGGUGAUUUGGCGGCAAAUGUGGGUGCCAAUGGGCUUCAGGAGUCGAGUUGCAAGAAAAUAGCCGAGCAGUUGAGUUCGGCUCUAGGAUUCAUGCACUUGAAGGGAUUGGUUCAUAGGGACCUGAAAUUAGAAAACAUUCUAGUAUUUGCGCCUGAUUUCUCGCGAAUAAAGCUGUGUGAUUUUGGAACGACUACACGUGAGGGUAUUCUAGUCAAUAAGAACAAUAAAACGUGGAUAUCAUUCCUACCCCCGGAAGUGUUAGAGGUUGUGAAAAACGAAAGGUUCAUCUGCAAAUCGUCCUCGGAUUCGUGGCAGUUUGGAAUCGUACUGUACGUUUGCUUAAUAGGAUCUACGCCAUGGAAGUCGGCAGAUUGGGUGCGAGAUGGCAAGUAUGCGGCCUUCAUGAAAUACCAGAAACGGGAAACGACCAAAAUUCCGGAAAAUUUUAGACGAUUCACACCACGUCUUCUUCGAGCAUUCCGGCGAAUCUUCGACCACAAUGAAGAAGAUCGAGCAAAGGUCAGCGAUAUCAUGAAAUACAUGAAAAACAAGUGGAUGGACAAUAAGAUAACCACAUCCAAAUCUACUUCCAACAUUGCAAGCAAUACUCAACAACAGGCUUCCUCCGAUCAGGACUCUAUCAAAUACAUCAACCAUAGGGAAAGUCGGAACUCCUUCGAUGGUAGGCUCCGAGCGCGAAGAAUGACAAGUUUUGGAGGUUUAACGCCAGAACCAGCUCCAGUUUCCGGCGUAGAUCAGGACUCUAUCCGAAACAAAGUGUGGGAGUGGCUAGAAUCGAACGAUCUAAACCGCCACGACAGCAUGGACGAUGUGGUGGACUUUUCUUUCUGGAACAAGAGCGAGUCGAAAUCGUACCAGUACUCGAAACGGGAAUCGAUUAUCGGUGCAUGUUCCACGACGACAACCACUGCUAUGACGCUGACAACUACAGCAAGGGACACCAGCAGUGCAAGCAGCGGACAUCGCUAUAAAUAGAUUCGUUGUGUAGGAAGACGUGAAUUCAUGAUCCAGAUAGAUCGAACUAUCCCAGACGAAUGUAGUGAUGAUGAUACAGAGCCCUGGGCAGAACCAACCUUUCCUCAUUAGAUAAAACCGAUCAAAUAUUUACUCCUCCAGUCGUCCGGUAGAAUAUAGGUAGUACAUGUGAUUAUAUUAAUUAUAUGUGUGAUAAAGUGAGAAAACUUGAACAUCAGCAAUGUCAUGCAGAAGAUCGUAGUUGGUACAAUACAGAGAACAUAUAGUUUGUUAGACUUUUAGCAAGGUGAUAGAGUGUGUAGGGCGGUAUAUAUAUAUUUAUGACAAUGAUGUAGAGGUAAAAUGAACAAAACCAAUUGUAAUGCUAGUCAGAACGAAAAGUUCAACAUGUAAUAAUUGUUUCCAUUAAGUGUUAUGUUGGUAUAAAUGUGACAAGCGCAGAAAAAAAAUGGUAUGUGACUUGAAAUGUUAUUCGUAAAUGACUUUAAAUUAUACAGAACGGUAGUAUUUUGAUCGCUAUAGAAUUGUUUAAAAUAAAAUGAACAAUAUUGGAAAUUGAUAAA